AUGCCGAACAUUAAACAAGAACCAGGAGUAACCUCGAAUGGAACAGGAACUAAUUCAAAACGAAAAGCACCUACAAAUAUCGAAUCAACCACAACAGAUAACAACGAAAUAAAUGACCAACUCGAUAAAGAUUCAUCAAUAACAGAUAUAGACGAUUCGAGAAACUCGAAAAACAUUAAAUCGCCAAAACGCGAACAAUCAAUAAGCACAGACGGCGUGGAGCCGUCAGAUUCCGGUAAUUCAAGUAAACGACGUGCACCAUCUCCGGUACGAGAAGAGGGGACGAAACCACCACCAGAGAAAAAACAAAAAGCGAAAAAAGAGAAGGAAAAAAAACCGAAAACGAAUGGACGCAACAAAGGACCAAUUGACUUGGAUAAGCAAUGUGGGGUAGUAAUGAUCCCUGGGACACCUCCAUGCACGCGUUCAUUAACUUGUAAAAGUCAUCCGAUGGCUGCAAAACGUGCGGUUCGUGGUCGAUCACAGCCAUAUGACAAUUUACUACAACAAUAUCAAAAAAAAUCGAUUGAUAACAAUCAACCUGGUAUGAAAAAUGAAAUCGGAAAAAAGGACGGGAUGAAAAUCGAGGGCGCUGAUAAAACAGAGGAAGAAGAUAUUGUUUCGGAUGAUGAAGUGGAUUCAGUAAUGGAAGCGAUCCGGCGUAGUAACCCUCAACCACUUGCGCGACGAAAAUCUAUUUAUGCGAAAAGACCUAGGACAGAUUAUUUUAAUUAUCAAAGCAUGAUUUCGGAUGCAUUUAAAAAUAAUUGA
Ambispora leptoticha is the source of this 771-nucleotide messenger RNA. The record is from the annotation of a GenBank genome assembly. Lineage: Eukaryota; Fungi; Glomeromycota; Glomeromycetes; Archaeosporales; Ambisporaceae.